CAGUUUGGAACGUUGUGUGCUCGUGGUAUUUUUUGUUUAGUAAAAUUCGUGCAAGUAGUUCGUGCCCAUUUGGUACCUUUCCAGUGCUUAGUAAAGUUGAAAAGUUAUAAAAGCAUGGCAACUACUAAUGCAAUGAAAUUUGUGUUAUCGACAGUGCAAAGGAAUUUGUGGAAGCAGAACUUGUCCAGUAUAAGACUUCUGAGUUCAGUUAAUUUAGGUUCAUAUGAAAAUAUCAAGACUGAUGUUGUUGGAGAGAAAAAAAACAUAGCUCUUGUUCAAUUGAACCGUCCUAAACAACUAAAUGCACUAUGUGCAGCUCUUAUGGAGGAAUUGGGUGAUGCCCUGGUAAAAUUAGAUAAAAAUGAAUCAAUUGCAGCUAUAAUUAUUACUGGAAACGAAAAAGCAUUUGCAGCAGGGGCAGACAUAAAAGAAAUGCGAACUAGCACCUUUUCAGAUUGUAUUAAUGGAAAAUUUUUGGAUUUAGAUAAAGUCAAAACAGUCAAAAAGCCAGUCAUUGCUGCUGUAAACGGUUAUGCUUUGGGUGGUGGAUGUGAACUGGCUAUGAUGUGUGAUAUAAUUUAUGCCGGAGAUAAAGCCAAAUUUGGACAGCCAGAAAUUCUUAUUGGUACCAUACCUGGAGGUGGUGGUACUCAAAGACUGACUAGAGCAGUAGGAAAAUCAAAAGCCAUGGAAAUUAUUUUAACAGGUAAUCAAUUUACUGCUCAGGAGGCUGAAAGAAUGGGUCUUGUGAGCAAGAUAGUGCCAGCUGAUCAGCUCCUUCCAGAGACUAUCAAGCUUGCUGAAAAGAUUGCCAGUAAUUCGGCUGUAACUGUUAAGAUAGCCAAAGAAGCAAUAAAUGCAGCUUUUGAAAGCACAUUAAAUCAAGGAUUGCUCUUUGAACAGAGAAUGUUCCAUGCAACGUUCGGCACCAAAGACCAGAAGGAAGGGAUGUCUGCUUUUGUUGAGAAAAGACCUCCCAAAUUUACCAACGAGUAAAAAAAUAGGAAACAAAGAUCAAAAAGAUGUUUGAAAAUGGGAUAAGUGAUCUAAGUAUAUUAAUUAUAUUUUGAGCGGUACUGGAUUUUUUAUGUCUUUAUCAAUUUUAUAAUAUAUAAAAUGAUUAUGA
Molecule: messenger RNA, 1126 nt
Organism: Agrilus planipennis (emerald ash borer)
Lineage: Eukaryota; Metazoa; Arthropoda; Insecta; Coleoptera; Buprestidae
Gene: Echs1
Product: probable enoyl-CoA hydratase, mitochondrial
Exons: 3
Coding region: 115-996 (293 amino acids)
Biological process (GO): fatty acid beta-oxidation
Cellular component (GO): mitochondrion
Molecular function (GO): enoyl-CoA hydratase activity
Source: RefSeq, a predicted model, not a curated record